Molecule: messenger RNA, 3733 nt
Organism: Ixodes scapularis (black-legged tick)
Lineage: Eukaryota; Metazoa; Arthropoda; Arachnida; Ixodida; Ixodidae
Exons: 11
Coding region: 51-2285 (744 amino acids)
Source: RefSeq, a predicted model, not a curated record
UUUAGUUUUUGCUGUUUUUCCGUCCUCUUCGCCGUGACAGGCGUGCGGCAAUGCCAGCCGUGUGUGCGGCCGUAGGUUGUUUCAACUCUUCCCGGAGAGACAUCCCGUUUCACGUUCACGCUUUUCCUUCCGACCCCCGGAUUGCGAAGUUAUGGGUCUCCGCCAUACAGAGAGACAAUUUCAAGCCCAGCAAGUGGAGCGUGCUCUGUUCGGCGCAUUUUACGGCCGAUGCAUACGAGGACAAAGUAUGGCUUAUGAAGAAUAUGGGCAUGGACUACAAGCCACGACUCAAACAAGACGCUGUGCCAACCAUUUUCUCACACAAGAGGAGACAACCUCAGCGCACACCGGGUGCAUUUGCGAAGAGAAGGCGGAUGGAGAUUGUUUCAGAGCUUCUCUCGUCACCGGCUGGACCCUCCACAAGCUGCUCUGUUGCUCUACAAAUACCGGCAGAGCCGUUGACUGAGGCCAUAAUCUGCACCGAGCCAGUGCCUGUGGGGGCAGCGGAGGGCGAUUGUCCAGAUGCGAGUGCUCCCCUGGACUUCAGUGUUCCCUGUGUGAACAGCGACACCUCGAAGCCCUCUAAGCGGGAUAAAAGUGUGCAGGUGUUGGUGAGGCCAGGGACAAAGUCUGCACACACUCAAGCAAGGGCUCCUGCACGAUCCAUUGGGGUGCAGACAUUCUUCCCACGCACCAAUGCAGCUUGCCAGACAAGCCAAUGGAAACCGAAAGAAGCUGAUCCAGGGGAGAGCUGUGACGAGUUGGGCGAACCAGACAGGGAAGAUCCUGGAGUGAAGGAUGACAAGGACUACAUCCCCUCAGAGGAGUAUGGAGAAAGCUUUGCAGAGCCACACACUGCUCCCGAUAACAAUCGGGUGUUCUUGGUAGCAGAGGUUCAAUUUCGGCAGCUGUUCAAGGUGUGCCCGAAGUGCUAUGCCAGCUGUCAAGUCUCCAUCGAGUGUGAGGGAACUGUGGUUGAAGUCAUUUCCAAGUGCCCGGCCGACCACCACAGCUACUGGGUCAACCAGGAUGUGGUCAACCAGCAGCCUCUCCUCAACUUGCUGCUGUGUGCAGGGAUCCUGUUUGCAGGAUGUAACCCCACAGCCUCUCUCAGAACACUGUCAAGUAUUGGCGUGCAAGUGGUCUGCGAGAAGACAUUCUUCAACUUGCAGCGAGAUCACCUCCAGCCAGCUAUUGACACAGUCUGGAGCCAAGAACAAGCAGCACUGUUGGACCAGGCAAAGAACCGUCCCCUAAAGCUGGCCGGAGAUGGUCGGGCAGACUCGCCAGGAUUUAGUGCCAAAUAUGGCACUUACUCUGUGCUCGACCUGGACACAAACAAGAUUGUUCACUUCGAGCUUGUGCAGUCUAAUGAAGUUGGUGGGAGCGGUCGUAUGGAGCUGGCAGGCCUAAAGAGGAGCUUCAGCUUUCUGGAAUCCCAGGGCCUGGUUGUUGAUCUUUUAGUCACGGACCGUCACGUUCAGGGCAAAGCUUUCAUGAAGAAGGAAAAGCCGAAUGUCCGCCACGAGUUUGACGUCUGGCAUGUUGCAAAAGGUAUCAAGAAGCAGCUGCAUGCGGCCGUUAAGAUCCCCAUCUGUGCUGAGCUUGCGCUCUGGAGCAGGCCAAUACAAAACCACCUUUACUGGGUGGCAGCUUCCAGCGAAGGGAGUUCGGAUCUGAUUGUUCCCAAGUGGCUCUCCGUGCUGAACCAUGUGCGAGACGUUCACUCUCACCGUGAUCCCCGGUUUGCCUCAUGUGCCCACGGCGAGCUUGAGCCCAGGGAUUGGCUCUCUGAUGACUCGGCAGCUUUCGAAAAACUGGAAAACAUUGUGACGAAGAAGUGCCUGCUUGCUGACCUUCCAAAGCUCUCAACACGCUUCCAGACCUACACUGUGGAGGCGUUUCACAGCCUGAUCAUCCACUUCUGUCCGAAGUCCUGUCACUACUCGUACAAGGGGAUGAAAGCGAGAACCAAGCUUGCGAUUCUCCAUUACAACGAGAACGGCAACAGGCCUUAUGCAUUCACGGAGGAGGGCGAGGAGCGUUUCAGGGUCAAGUACCCGAAGGCCAAUGGAGGAGAAGGAGUGGCAGUGCAAGAAAGGAAGGAGCCAACUCAUGACUACGUGAAGAGGCUUCUGGACGUGCUGCGAGAAGGGGCCCAGAGGAAGACUCGUGGCGUCAGUCUCAUCACACCCUCCGUGGUUCCGCCGCCGCUCUGCAGCUCUGCAAAGAAAGUUUCCAAGGCAGAACUGAUCCAAAGGCACAAGACAAGGUUCAACAAAUAAGGCCCCUUUUGCAGUUGAGCUGCUUAGCACCUUCCUUGGAGUAAGGUUGUUGCUCCUCCCGGUGGUGUGGGAGGCAGGUUCUGCUCCGAUGACCUGGAGCGUGGUGGCACGAACGUCGCUGAGUGACCGGUCGACUUGCUGCUUGUCUUGGGCUAUGCACAUUUUUUUUACACCCGUCCAAGUUACAACUCUCUACUUGUGAGACCAUCCUUCCUUGGCUCAAGUCUCCUGAGAUCUCCCCCGUUCCCUUCUUCGAAAUCCAACCUUUUCCCUCGCUCACAGACCACACAACCAAUCAGUUCAAUUGUGACCGGGACUGGACCACUUGCAGAAAAGACCUUCAAUUACCACUUCAACGGACUGCAUACCCAAAGCCCCCAAAAAUUUGCACCCGUCCUCUACUCCGACGCGACAGAGGUGCCAGACCAGAGUCGUCGUAGUGUUCCCUGUGCUAGGCCAGAAACGGGAAAGGAAACGUCGGGGUGACCCUUUGCUCUCCGUAACAAGGCACGUCAAUCCCUGGGGCACUCCCCAUGUUACCCCCUGCCCCCGAAGGUCACACCGCCGUUGCUGCUUAUGCCAUGCUUCCUUCUCAGCAAAUAAACCGGGGUAGAGACUUUCUAUCUGGGCACUAGCAUUUUGCCAUCUGUGCACAAAAUGCUGCAAACCCUUCCACUGUGAGCUUGUGUAGAUUCAUUACGGCAUACCAGUAUGCCUCAUUCAGAGCAUGCGUCCUCGCCUCCUCGCACUGACUGUGCACAUGUGGAAUUUUUGGUAACCAAAAGCCUUUUUUUUUAUCUAAACACCAAAGUGAAUUAUGAACAUGUGUGCAUGCCUUGAUUCUCUUAGUACAUAUGCCAAAAUCCAACAUGGGCUCCAUCCUCGGACGGGAACUUGGUGCGAAUCCUGUAAACACCGCAGCUCGGCAGAAUUCUAAUUCCCUUCUUGAGACGGUUCCACGUCAGCAGCACAAACUGCCGGUAUGCAGUAUAUCUCGUCUACCUGAAAGGAUGCACAAAUGGUAGAUUGAGUAAAUUUCAUUGUUGUACACUGUUUAUUAUAAAACAUGCUUUUUCGCAUUGUGAUCAGACGCAUCAUAUUGAGGAACACACUUUCAACGCCGAAGUUGGCAAUUUGUAAAAAUACAGUAUUGCGAUAGAAGCCUGCCUGUCAUAAGAAGUGUGUCUGCUCUGCACAUUGGUCUGAUUGCUUACCUGUCUUUUGGAUACCAGGGUCUGAAUCCGUCAUGCUUUCUGCUAGCUAGAGCAAUCUCCAGGAGUGCCUUGUUUAGGCAUGCAUGCCUAAAUUUUGGUUUCUUCAUGUAUCGUUUUUGCUUUUGUUUGUUCGUGAUUUGUGCUACCUCCGGCUGGCACAUACAUUCUUCAUCGGUAUCUAUGCUUAUGCGUUCUCCACAAGAACACCUGUUCAAUAAAGAAAGGUGUGCAACA